CGACUAGGGGAUGCAAGCGAUAGGGCUUAGAGGAUGAUGCAGCGCUUCUUAGUGCGAGACGGUCACCUUUUCGUAAGAAGAGAAGUGAAAAAUCCCAGGAGAGUCAUCUGCGGUAGGAACUGCCAGAUUGACAUCGUAGCAACAAUACAUUAUGGCAUUGCAGGAGGGCACCAAGGGGUACAAGCCACGUAUGCCAAGAUAAGUGAGUUGUACUACUGGGAUGGGAUGAUGAACAUGGCCGGGAAAUUUUGUCGAUCCUGCGCACCCUGCCAGGAGAGAUCCCGUUUGAGGCAAGGAGAGCCGCUGCAUCCAAAGCUAGAGCGAGAGGUGGGGGUUGUAGUGCAUCUCGAUCUACUUUUCAUGUCGCUUGGGGAUCAGGGUUAUAACUACAUCUUCGAUGCGCGCGAUAACCUGUCUGGCUUCGUAGAUGGUCGUGCCAUUCGUACCAAGACUGGUUCAAUUUUGGUUAGCUGCAUCGAAGAGUACUACCUGCGUUAUCCUUUCGUCAGGGAGUUCGUAAUGGACAGGGGAUCGGAAUUUACUUGCCAGGAGGUGCACGAGUUGUUAUCAAGUUUCUGGGAGCAUGCGAGGCGUAUAGGCUGGACCAUGGCCCAGGCAAUCGAGAGACUGAGGGGAGCAGGCAGGUUCGAGGAGCCCAUUGCCAGGAUUUGUAGGGAGGCGACGACGAGGCAGGAGGUGGAGGCGAGGAUGGAAGAGCUGCGACCCUCGCGUGUGGGACCAGAUGGCAGGCCGAUCCGUCUAGAGAUCGGAAAUGUGGCAGACUUUAUCCCUGCCUUCGAGUGGUUCAUGCAGGGGCAGGGUAUACCGAGAGAUAAUUGGAUGCAGAUGCUACCACUCUGGACCAGGAAGGCGAAAAGGUCACUGGCUAGCCAAGUCAGAAGCAUGGCCCGGGACUGGGAGAGCUGCAGGGCAUAUCUGAGAGAGGCCUUUCGACGGCCAGAGCCCCCUCAGCCCAGAGUUGAGAGGCGUCAGAGGAGUCAGAGGCAGAGGGACCCUGAGCCCAGGGAGGCGAGACCGUGUCGAGGAGGACGGAAGGCCCUAGCCAGGAGAGAGGAGGAGCCAGAGCCGGAGCCAGAGGAGCGAGGGGUGUACCCUGAGUGUGGGCUGGGACCAGUGGAGUUCCAUCGGUUUGCCGAGGGUGGAUUGAGGAGGUCGCCAUCACGCACACAUGAGGAGCCGCCAGCGUCUGAGGAGCCUUUGAGGAAGUCGGAGACGCAUUUGGAUAUCUCUCAGUGGAGAGCGUCGCCUCGGGGUGAAGAGCUUGGAGAGCAGGCAGAGGAGGAGCCACGAGAGGAGGUGCCGCAGGAGGAGGUCCAGGACACUCAGCGAAAGAGAGGGUUGGGCGAUGAGGAGAGACGUGCAGGGAAGGAAGUGAUAGAGGUUGGAGAGCACACGCCCCCUCAGACGCCAGCGGUGGGCUUGAGACUUGGAGAUGCACCUGGGAGCACAAGCCAGACAGGAGGGGAAUUGCAGAGAGAGGAGGCCCCAUUGCCUUCAUCAGAAAAGGCUCCUUCGCCAGAGGGAAGAGCAAAAAAUAGGAGAGAAAGGGCAGCUGUAAGGAGAGAAGCCUUGACCCUGAUUGACAGGCACCUAGCGGCUCAUGCCCUGAAGCACCCGGACCUGGAGGAGCCAGCACCUGCAGAGCCGCGCCAGGAGCCGUGCCAGCCCGAGAAGGAGGUGGAGGCAAAGAUCCCGAAGAGGGUCGACCUCCGCACGAGGGAGAGGGCGCUUGCUGGAGAAACGGCUGAAGAAAAGAGGGCGAGAUAAACUGUGAGAAUAAAAGAGAUAUGGCAAG
Molecule: messenger RNA, 1816 nt
Organism: Chara braunii
Lineage: Eukaryota; Viridiplantae; Streptophyta; Charophyceae; Charales; Characeae
Source: the annotation of a GenBank genome assembly